UUCAAGGCAGGGGAGGCAUUUAAGGCCCCCAGUCCCAGUGAAAAGAUUUGAAAGAAAAGGUUGAAUAAAUCAAAAUAGCAUUGUUAGCAAGUGCUAUCCUGUAAUAAGCUUUGAUCUGAAGUUCUAUAAGUAAUUAUUUUUAAGAUGUAGGCCAAAUAGAGGCUUUGUUCAGAGUGAGUGCCUGCUUAUGAAGCAAACAUUAGAUAACUUUCAUUGUGAAAUGGAAGGCCUGAACUUGGCUUCCAGUAAAAAGAAAACGCAAGAAAACAAAUUGCAUAACACACAUGAUUUAUGUUUUUUUUCUGGUUGUUCAGAGGAUACUUGGAAAACAAGUAGCAGUCAUAGUUCAGACAUCUUGCAACUGCCAGAAACUAUUGUGAAUGGAGAUGCUUUUGAAUUAGAACUUACAGAUGAUGAAACUCUACUGAGUUUUCUGUCUGUUGAAGAGAGUUGUGAAAAUGAAUUUUCCACUGAUUGCAUUAGUGAAUCUGCAGUGGUAGAAAUGUCUAGUGUUACUUUAGACAGUAUCCUAAGUAAUACAGUAAAUCAGAUAUUUGGAACAGAAGAUACAGGAAAAGACUCUACUGAUACAUUUGACCAAAAUGACAACACUGGAAAUGCUAUGGAUGCAAUAUGUAAUAAUAUAGGGAAUUGUAAUUGCAUUGAUGAUAAUUCUACUUCUGCUGAGCCACUGAAAGCCAUUCCUUCUCAUCUUGGAGAAAAUAGUAUUGGGGCACAGAGUUCACUACAAACUACUUCUUUUGACAGGAUUGCCCAGAUUUUACCUGAAGAGAAACCGUUUCAUUUAACAAAUGCUUAUCAGAAUAUAGAAAGAUGUGAUCCAAUGAAAGCAAAAAAUAUUAUUCCACAUAAAAGUGUCUUUUCUGAUCUGAGUAACAAAAAAAAAGAUACAUUAUUUAGCUUACAGGAAUUUUUACCUGUAGAUAUAAGCAGUGCGCCAUUUCAGCAAAAUUCAGUUGGUAUUUUCAGUGAUCAUGAGGUGCAGAUUGGUACUUUUCAUUGGGGAUCUGUUCAAGAAACAGAGGCUCAGAAAUCUGCAAGACUACCAGUAUCAAAUAUUCUAGGGGAUUGUUUUGAUAGCUGGGAGAAAAGAGAAUGUAAAGAAAUGUUAUUUGGCACUAGUCAAAUUGGGCAGCACUUUCUGGAACAAAGGGAAAUGAAUUGUAUUUUCAUGGAUGAACCAUCUAGGAGCACCUGUAUAUUUCCAACCAUGCCAAAUAUGCUUUCCAUGAACCCCCAUAUGCCAUCUAAUGCUGAAAUUCUUCAACCUUCUGAAACCACAGGUAACCAUCCUUUACCUAUACACACACUUGGCAAAAAAAGUUACAAGUCAGAUCCAGAACUUAUCUCAUCAGUGCCUCCAGAGUUCACUAGGCCUGGUAAAAGUGAUGUCUUACAAACUGUAGAAACAAAGAAUGUAGCAACAAAAGUAAAAGAGACUUGGAAAAGUCAAUCUAUAUUUGUCACGGGAAGUACCAAUAGGAAAACUGUCAGUGAUGUGGUGUGGACCAUGCAAACCCCAAAACCAUCAGUUUCUCCUCUGCUCUUAAACUGUACCUGUGUACAGAUUCCAAAGAAUAGUGCUACUCAUGAUUUGGUAAGUGCAUGCAAUAGGCCAAAAUCAGGGAAUAAUGUUAAUGCAACAGCUUUGAAUGACAGGCAUUUGAUUAAGCAAGAUGUUGAAGACACAGAAGAUAUACUGGAGGAGAGAAAAACAGAGAAUACAUCUCAUCUGAAAUGUGAAGGUGUAAGUGAUAGGGAACAAGGAUUUUGUGACACAAAGGAUCUACAUAGGAUUACUCAAGAAACCGGUCUAGAGAGAAUAGCAUUUUCUUCAGCACAAGUGGGAGCUGCCUCAUUUGUGAAUCUUACUUCUGAUAUUGAUUCUUUCUUCGGCAGCAACACUCCUUCAAGCCAGUUUCAGUUAGAUAUUGAAGAUCUUCCCUUUCAAGUUCCUCAAGAAGUGGACAACAUAGCAUCAGAGAAUGAUGCAACUGAAACUAAUGUGAAUCUUUCUGAAUUUUCAUUGGAAGCGAAUAAAUAUAGUGAAUAUAAGGUUGUUACUCCUGAUAUUCCUCAUAAGUUGUCAGAAGACUCUAGGUAUUCAGUUUUUCAAAAUCCAUCAUGUAAUAUGAAUGAAUUUGAUACUCUUUUAGAUUCCUUUAUGUGUAAUGUUGAGAGUGCACGCAGUAAUGCAGACAGUGUGAGCAUUUAUUCAGUAAACAAAAAUAUAAAUCUAAAAACUAUCCUAAAUGAUUCCAUGACACCAGCUAAGAACAAUAAUCCUGUAGAUGAAAUAUUAGAUGGUUUCCUAAGUGAACUGGGUGGAGAGAGAGAUGUGUUCAUAGCUACCAGUAACAAUCUGUCAUAUAAUAUGGAGCAUUUACUUUGUGAAGAUAUAGCACCUGAAAUGAAUAGCCUUUCUGAUUCUUCAGCUCAGCUGAUUCAUCCAAAAAAGAAGACUUUGAAGCCCACAAUUUUCCAGGUGCAUUCUGCUGGUCAAAAAUCACGCAGGAACAGUGCAAAAGGGAAAAAAACUAAAGUUAAGGUGCAGUCCAUGGGUAAACCAAUUAAAUGUGUUGUACGAGGACAGGUUGUUGAAAAUAUUUCUCAGAAAGGGAUAAGAACACUUCGCUUUGUUCUUGACAAGGAGAGAAGAUUGGAAAAUCAAGAUGGCACAGGUUUGUGGCCCCUCAGGGAGGAAUUUAAUCCUGAUCAGUUUAGUUUAACUCAGGGAACUGGUGUUUCAUCACUGGCAAACAAGGAUAUUGUUGGUGACAGAUGUGUGCUGGAGGAUAAUCUGAUUCCUCAGACCCCUUUUAGGUCAAAUGAAGAAUCACUUGAAUCCAGUAGCUUUGUCUUGCCAAUUGGUGAGACAGGCUUAAGUGUCACUAUACCAACAAAUACUCCCACAAGUAUCACUUCUUUCUUUCCUGCAACCAAUCCAGGAUGUAUUGCCAAACUUGCUCCAAUUCUUCCAUCUCAAUACUAUAAAACGGUUGAUACAAGAAACCCCAUGCUAACUAAACCACAAGUAUGCACACUCCUGCCAUAUAUGCCAGAGAAAAGAAACAGUUUAGUGCAUUCUCAAAAUGAAACACAAAUGAUUGUUCCAAACUCAUUAGCUGCUGUCCCAAUAAAAAGUGGUGUAUUGCAAGUUUCAUUGAGCCCAGUAACUUCAGCUGAACCACAUUAUGUUGUGGUGCCAACAAUAACACAUACCAAAAAUGCAUACAAAACACCUACCAUUGCAGAUUUAGUUUCUUACCCCCUUUUACCACACAAAAUUUUGAACAACAAUGAGGCUCAAAACCAAACUAGUAACAAGCAACAGUCAUCCAGGUCAAGUCAUGUGCAUCCAAUUGCUCCUAAGAUCAGUCAGGCAAGUGUUUCAUCAUGUAAACCUGCCAAAGUACCUCUUGGUCAGAUGAAAUCAAAAGUUCUUCAUCCUGUGAAAAUAUUUGUCAGCACCAAAUCAAAGCCAGUGUUAACAACUGUACCCAAGAAUUCAUGCAUGGAUAUCUAUCCAAACAAACCAUAUGUAGAUGAACCAAGACUAAAUUCUGAGAUAGUACAGUCUCUGCAACAGAACAUUUUGAAAAGAAAGGCACAUCCAGAUAUAGUACGUAAAAAAUUCAGCAGAGUGUUGAAAGAUGAAUUGAGAAUACGAUUCCCAGAUAUCCCAGAACCAGUUCUGAGUAGGUUGAAUAUACCUCCGCAGGCAAUUCAUAGGGGCUAUUUUAGUGUGCUUGACCUGCAGACUUUACGUGCUCAAGCCUUGGCUCUUCGUCUUAGGAUUAUUUUUCGGGAACAUGUGAGCAAAUGUAUUGCUAGGAACUGUGUAAUGUGUUUAAAUUUCUUAAAAGAACGGCAAAAAUUGUCAUGGGUAGAAAGAGAGCGCCAUUUGGGACAGCGUAUUUUUAAAAAGGGAAGAAAUAUGAGAUCAAGUGGAAGGGGUAGAGCUCGUGGGAAGAGGGGCAGCCGAGUAAGAGGAAGCAGUUUGGGUGAGAGAGAUGAUCCCACUUAUGAACCACCAUAUAGCUAUAUAAGCUCAAAGAGGAGGAGAAAUGAGGUUAAUUGCAGUGUAUUAGAUGGCAAGGGAGGAAAUCUAAGAAGAAUGUGUGUUCAAGACUGCAAUAAUGUUCAAGCAAUUAUAAAAAGAUUUUGUAGGGGCAAGAUUCUAUAUGAUUAUUGUAGAUUUCGUAAGUGUUACUCAGAAACAAAUAUACAUGAGCUUACAAAAUCACUUGAUGUUAUAGAUGUUAAAUCACAGACCUGUGAUGAUAUGUACUUGGCAUAUUAUUGUAAUAGGUCAUAUCAGAAAUACUUUCAAAAUAUGCAAGAUAUAGAAAUGCAUCCUGUUGUUCAAGAGUCAUUCAAAACCAGGUUGCAUAUUAUGUCAAGAAAAGAUAUGUACAUUUAUGACCAGAAAGACUGGGAAAAGCAACAAAUGAAAAUGAUGGAGGAAGGUUUUUAUGAUUUGUCAAUCAAACAGCAUGUUGAAAAAGAAUUUUGUAUUCCAUUCAAUGAUGGAACACCAACCAUUCAAAGGGUGCUUCUCAAAAACCACAGUAUUAUGAUCUUCAUUCACUCAGCAUUGGACCCUCAAAGUCUCUGCCAAGUAUGA
Molecule: messenger RNA, 4648 nt
Organism: Penaeus vannamei (Pacific white shrimp)
Lineage: Eukaryota; Metazoa; Arthropoda; Malacostraca; Decapoda; Penaeidae
Source: RefSeq, a predicted model, not a curated record